AUGCCGGCUGUUGGACCCCGUGUGUCAAAGGAGGAAUUCAUGCAGGCCCUGGGCUUGAAUUCGCAUGAUCCCCAGCAUGAGCAGUACUAUCGGGCGAUGCGGGACGAAGCCAUCAUCGUAUACAACCGCAUGAACCAAGAUACCUCCGACCUGCUGGACAGCGUGCGAAACGACCCCAACACCCGUCCGCCCUUCUUCUGGCAUCAUAUCCGGCCCGAGAGGCAACGAUGGGGCAUCAUGGAGAUCUCGCGGAAUGCCGGGCCCCUGACUCGGUCGUUGUUCGAGCGCGGGAGCACCACCGGCGAGUAUGGUCCGAACUGGGUUGCUGGGUGGUUGCUGUACAGCGUGUUCCGGUCGAGAGAUGUGCGCAAUAAUCGUAAUCGGAGGAAGGGGGAUGACCACGGCCAUGACUCGAAACGUGAAAAGCAGGCACAAUCGGACACCGGACUGACGAAGAAAUAUUAUGACCCUGUGAGAAAUGGAUGA
Molecule: messenger RNA, 486 nt
Organism: Aspergillus clavatus NRRL 1
Lineage: Eukaryota; Fungi; Ascomycota; Eurotiomycetes; Eurotiales; Aspergillaceae
Exons: 3
Coding region: 1-486 (161 amino acids)
Source: RefSeq, a predicted model, not a curated record